Molecule: messenger RNA, 1548 nt
Organism: Eimeria necatrix
Lineage: Eukaryota; Apicomplexa; Conoidasida; Eucoccidiorida; Eimeriidae
Exons: 2
Coding region: 1-1548 (515 amino acids)
Source: RefSeq, a predicted model, not a curated record
AUGUCUGAGCUGAAGCUGGAGGGCGAGCUGCUGCUGCGGCAGCAGCGGCGCCUUGCGCAGCUGCGGCUUGAGCAGAAGCAGCAGCAGCUGCAGCAGCAGCAGCUGCAGCUGCAGCAGCAGCAACGGCAGCUGCUGCUUGCUGAGGAACGGGAGUUUCUGAGCAGCAGCCCCCAGGCGGUCUUUCCCUAUGAAGCUACUCAGCUGGUCCAGCAGCAGCAGCAGCAGCAGCAGCAGCAGCAGCAGCUGGAGCAGCAGCAGCGGAACGACCGCCUGCUGCGGUCCAGCUGCAGCGACAGUGAGUUGAGUGUCUCUGCAGCAGCAGCAGCAGCAGCACAUGCAGCUGUUUCUGUAGCGGCGCGUUUUUCGCAUGCAGAGAGGCUCUGCUGCCGCAGCUGCAGCAGCAGCAGCAGCGGCUGCAGCAGCAGCUCGCAGCAGGCCCCGUCCAGCAGCAACUCGCCCGUUGCAAGAACUGCAGCAGCAGCAGCAGCUGCGGCUGCUGCUGCUGCCGCCGUGCAGGCCGUAGAAGGGCCGAGGCGCGCCCGCAGCAGCAACAGCAACAGCAGCAGCUGCUGCAGCAACAGAGGCCCCCUGCAGCACUUGUCUCAGCAGCAGCAGCAGCAGCAGCAGGAGCAGCAGCGGCAGCUCGUCUCUUGCUGCUGGCGAGACGUUAUUCAGCAGCAAAUGUCCAGUGGCCUCUCUGCGCUUCCAGGAGUUGCUGCUGCUGCUGCUGCAGGAGCAGAUGCAGCAGCAGCAGGAGCGCUGCAAGUAGCCCGUGCUGCUGCGGGUGAGGCUGCUGCGCUGCUGUCUGCAGCAGCGGGCGAAGCCUCAGCCCGCAGCACUGCAGCAGCAGCAGCAGCAGCAGCAACAGCAGCAAACAGUGCCCUUAACAUGCGUUUUAGGCUGCCUCCGCUGCCGCGGGAGCUGCAGAGCUUUCCUGCUGCACCCAGCUCGGAACCAGCAGCAGCAGCAGCAGCAGCUGCUGCUGCUGCUGCUGCUGCUGAGAGAUACCUGCGCCGAGAGAGCGGCUCUUCGGCUGUGCCUUCCUCAGCAGCAACGCCUGCCUCAGCAAGAGCAGCAGCAGCAGCCGCUGCUGUUGCAGCAGCAGAAGCAGCAGCAGAAGCAGCAGCAGAAGCAGCAGCAGAUGCUUAUGUGGCGACAGCAGAAGCUGCUGCGUUAUCGGCUUCGGGCGCAGCAGAAAGUGCUGGCGCUGCUGCCGGUUGCGAGCAGCAGCAGCAGCAGCAGCAGCAGCAGCAGCAGCAAGACCAGCAGCAGGCGCUGCAAGAGCUAGAGUAUGGCCAUGCAACCUUGUGCCAAUUAGGCCGCCAGCAGCAGCAGCAGCAGCAGCAGCAGCAGCAACAGCAGCACCACACUAUGGGAUUUUCUGGGGACGCAGCAGCAAACGCAGCAGCAGCAGAAGGCUCAGGGAGCAGCAGCAGCCGCGAGCGCAGUAGGAGUGCCCUAAAUCAUCUCCCAGAGUCUCGCACUGCUGCUGCUGCUGCUGCUGCUGCUGCUGUCACAUCAUCUGCUGCAGUUGGAUGCCCCAUGUAA